This is a messenger RNA of Argiope bruennichi, 3751 nucleotides long. RefSeq names its product DNA-directed RNA polymerase II subunit RPB2 (gene RpII140). Gene Ontology annotation, molecular function: DNA-directed RNA polymerase activity; ribonucleoside binding; DNA binding. The transcript has 21 exons. Gene Ontology annotation, biological process: DNA-templated transcription. NCBI's taxonomy places the organism in Eukaryota, Metazoa, Arthropoda, Arachnida, Araneae, Araneidae. Bases 109 to 3633 code for a protein of 1174 amino acids. Gene Ontology annotation, cellular component: RNA polymerase II, core complex. The record is from RefSeq and is a predicted model, not a curated record.
AGCGCAAAUAAAGCUAAAUAGUUAUUCGCGCAAGCGACAUCGUUGAAGAGUGGUGUGCUGCCAUUUUAUUGUCAUCUAUUAGAUUGUAUUUACUGUCACUUGUAAACAAUGUAUGAAGGAGAAGAUGAAACCUUUGAAGAGGAUGAGGAGGAAAUCACUGCUGAUCUGUGGCAAGAAGCCUGUUGGAUUGUCAUCAGUGCAUAUUUUGAUGAAAAAGGUCUUGUACGUCAACAACUUGACUCUUUUGAUGAGUUCAUUCAAAUGUCCGUGCAACGAAUUGUGGAGGAUACUCCACCAAUCGAUUUGCAGGCUGAAGCUCAGCACACCACAGGAGAGGUGGAGAAUCCUCCCCGUUAUUUGGUAAAAUUUGAGCAAAUUUAUCUUUCCAAACCUACACAUUGGGAAAAAGAUGGUGCUCCAAGUCCUAUGAUGCCUAAUGAGGCAAGAUUAAGAAAUUUAACGUACUCAGCUCCUCUUUAUGUAGAUAUUACAAAAACAGUUAUUAAAGAAGGAGAAGAACCAGUUGAAACUCAACUACAGAAGAGCUUCAUUGGAAAAAUUCCUAUUAUGUUGAGAUCGACGUAUUGUCUCCUCAAUGAAUUAACUGAUCGUGAUCUGACUGAGUUGAAUGAGUGUCCUCUUGAUCCAGGAGGUUACUUUAUUAUCAAUGGAUCAGAAAAAGUCUUGAUAGCCCAAGAAAAGAUGGCUACAAAUUCAGUAUAUGUAUUUCAAAUGAAAGACUCUAAAUAUGCCUACAAAUCAGAAUGUAGGUCUUGCUUGGAACAUUCUUCUCGGCCAACUAGUACUCUGUGGGUGAACAUGCUUGCUAGAGGUGGUCAGGGAGUGAGGAAAAGUGCCAUUGGACAAAGGAUCAUUGCCAUUCUACCUUACAUUAAGCAAGAAAUACCCAUUAUGAUAGUCUUUCGAGCCUUGGGUUUUGUGGCUGACAGAGAUAUCCUUGAGCAUAUUAUUUAUGAUUUUGAUGAUCAAGAAAUGAUGGAAAUGGUGAAACCCUCACUUGAUGAAGCUUUUGUUAUUCAAGAACAAAAUGUGGCUUUGAAUUUCAUUGGUUCCCGUGGAGCUAGACCUGGUGUUACGAAGGAAAAGCGUAUCAAAUAUGCUAGAGAAAUCUUGCAGAAGGAAAUGUUGCCUCAUGUUGGUGUUAGUGAUUUCUGUGAAACAAAGAAGGCUUAUUAUCUAGGGUAUAUGGUACAUCGUUUACUUUUGGCUGCUCUUGGACGUCGAGAAUUGGAUGACAGAGAUCACUAUGGAAAUAAGAGAUUGGAUCUUGCUGGACCUCUACUUGCUUUCUUGUUCCGUGGUCUGUUCCGUACAUUAACAAAAGAAGUUCGAAUGUAUGCCCAAAAAUUUAUUGAUCGUGGAAAAGAUUUCAAUCUAGAAUUAGCUAUCAAAACUAGGAUUAUAACUGAUGGAUUGAGAUAUUCCUUGGCUACUGGAAAUUGGGGUGACCAAAAAAAGGCUCAUCAAGCCAGAGCUGGAGUAUCUCAGGUAUUGAAUCGACUUACUUUCGCGUCAACACUUUCACAUCUGCGGCGUGUGAACUCACCGAUUGGUAGAGAUGGAAAACUAGCAAAGCCACGUCAAUUACAUAACACACUUUGGGGAAUGAUUUGUCCUGCUGAAACUCCAGAGGGUCAUGCUGUAGGUUUAGUAAAGAACUUAGCUCUUAUGGCUUACAUUUCUGUGGGUUCUCAGCCUUCUCCAAUUUUGGAAUUUUUAGAGGAAUGGAGUAUGGAAAAUCUUGAGGAAAUUGCUCCUUCAGCUAUAGCUGAAGCUACCAAAAUUUUUGUUAAUGGCUGCUGGGUGGGUAUCCAUCGAGAUCCUGAUCAGCUGAUGAAUACUUUGAGGAAAUUGAGACGUCAGAUGGAUAUUAUUGUAUCUGAAGUAUCCAUGGUUAGAGAUAUUCGUGACAGAGAAAUUCGUAUCUAUACUGAUGCUGGCAGAAUCUGUCGUCCUUUGCUGAUUGUUGAAAAUCAGAAACUUUUACUAAAGAAAAGACAUGUUGAUCGUUUAAAAGAAAGAGAAUACAACAGUUACAGUUGGCAAGAUUUAGUAGCCAAUGGUGUUGUGGAAUAUAUUGAUACAUUAGAAGAAGAGACUGUUAUGUUGGCCAUGACACCUGAUGAUCUGUUAGAAGAUAAAGGUCAAGCAUAUUGUUCUACCUACACACAUUGUGAAAUUCAUCCUUCGAUGAUGCUGGGAGUUUGUGCUUCAAUUAUUCCAUUUCCUGAUCACAAUCAAUCUCCCCGUAAUACCUACCAAUCUGCUAUGGGUAAACAAGCUAUGGGUGUGUAUAUUACUAACUUUCAUGUACGAAUGGACACUCUUGCUCAUGUGUUAUACUAUCCACAAAAGCCUCUUGUUACUACAAGGUCCAUGGAGUACUUGCGUUUCAGAGAGUUACCUGCUGGAAUCAAUUCAAUUGUAGCAAUUAUGUCGUAUACUGGUUAUAAUCAAGAAGAUUCCAUUAUCUUGAAUGCAUCUGCCAUUGACAGAGGAUUUUUCAGAUCAGUGUUUUAUCGAGCAUAUAAAGAUGCAGAACAAAAACAAAUAGGGGACCAGGAAGAGCAAUUUGAAAAACCCACAAGAGAAACAUGUCAAGGUAUGCGUAAUGCCAUUUAUGAUAAAUUGGACGAUGAUGGCAUUAUUGCACCUGGUACUAGAGUAUCUGGAGAAGAUGUCAUUAUUGGCAAAACUAUUACCCUUCCAGAAAAUGAUGAUGAUCUUGAAAGCACAACAAGACGUUACACAAAGCGAGAUGCCAGCACGUUCUUAAGAAACAGUGAAACUGGUAUUGUUGAUCAAGUGAUGUUGACUUUGAACUCUGAUGGAUAUAAAUUUUGCAAAAUCAGAGUUCGUUCUGUGCGCAUACCUCAGAUUGGCGACAAAUUUGCUUCCAGACACGGUCAGAAAGGAACAUGUGGUAUAACUUACCGACAAGAGGACAUGCCUUUCACUGCUGAAGGUUUGACCCCUGAUAUCAUUAUUAAUCCCCAUGCCAUUCCCUCUCGUAUGACCAUUGGGCAUUUAAUUGAAUGCCUUCAAGGAAAAGUAUCUGCUAACAAAGGAGAAAUUGGUGAUGCUACCCCCUUUAAUGAUACUGUGAAUGUACAGAAAAUUUCCAAUCUUUUACAUGAAUAUGGUUAUCAGCUUAGAGGAAAUGAAGUCAUGUUUAAUGGACAUACUGGCCGAAAGGUGAAUGCCCAAAUUUUCUUGGGACCAACUUAUUACCAACGUUUAAAACACAUGGUGGAUGACAAAAUUCAUUCAAGAGCCAGAGGUCCUGUACAAAUUUUGGUGAGGCAACCUAUGGAAGGAAGAGCUAGAGAUGGAGGUUUACGUUUUGGUGAGAUGGAACGGGAUUGUCAAAUUGCCCAUGGAGCUGCCCAGUUCCUUCGAGAACGUCUGUUUGAAGUAUCAGAUCCCUAUCGAGUCCACAUAUGUAAUCUUUGCGGCCUCAUAGCCAUUGCUAAUUUGAAGAAUAACACUUUUGAAUGCCGAGGUUGCAGAAAUAAAACACAGAUCUCGCAAGUGUGUGUCCCAUAUGCCUGCAAGCUACUUUUCCAAGAACUUAUGUCUAUGUCAAUUGCUCCAAGAAUGAUGGUGAUUUAAUUUCUCAAGAAGAAUCCAAAUUCAUUAUAGACUUUAUUAUUAUUUUUACAUCUUGUUCAUCAGCUGAAUCUUUCAUCUUGUGUAAAUCAUUCUUAUCAAUAAAGGUGUUUUAAUCAUU